UAACUGUGAGUCCAUAUGUUUAAACAAACAAAUCCUAGUGCUACGCGUAUUUUUUCUAAUACUGACGCUUUAUUAUUUUUGGUCUUUGUAGAAAAUGUUCCAGAAGAACUGCGAGAGCCAUUUUACACAGACCAGUAUGACCAGGAGCACAUUAAACCACCUGUAGUUAACUUGCUGCUAUCUGCAGAACUCUACUGUCGUGCUGGGAGCCUUAUUCUGAAAAGUGAUGCUGCAAAACCACUUUUAGGUCAUGAUGCUGUUAUACAAGCUCUGGCACAAAAAGGCCUUUAUGUCACUGACCAAGAAAAAUUGGUGACUGAACGAGAUCUUCAGAAAAAACCCAUUCAGAUGAGUGCUCAUUUGGCUAUGAUCGAUACUCUUAUGAUGGCUUAUACUGUCGAGAUGGUCAGCGUUGAGAAAGUGAUUGCAUGCACUCAGCAGUAUUCAUCCUUUUUCCAAGCUACAGAUCUACCUUAUGACAUAGAGGAUGCUGUCAUGUUCUGGAUAAACAAGGUAAAUGAACAUUUGAAAGACAUAAUGGAACAGGAACAAAAACUUAAGGAGCAUCACAGUGCAGAAUCUGCAGGAGGUCAGAAGUCUCCUACCAAAUGGUAUUGGAAACUGGUUCCUGCCCGUUACAGAAAGGAACAAACAUUGCUCAAGCAGCUGCCCUGCAUUCCAUUGGUGGAAAAUUUGCUGAAAGAUGGUACAGAUGGUUGUGCUUUAGCAGCCCUGAUCCACUUCUACUGUCCAGAUAUUGUUAAACUUGAGGAUAUUUGUUUGAAAGAGACAAUGUCUUUGGCUGACAGCCUGUAUAACCUACAGCUGAUUCAAGAAUUUUGUCAGGAAUACCUUAACCAGUGUUGCCAUUUCAGUCUUGAAGAUAUGCUCUAUGCAGCUUCUUCAGUAAAGGUAAAAAAAAUAAAAAUAAAAAAUUUAACACUUAAAAAAUGUAAGCAGUGUCCAUGGGGCUGUUUUGUCUAGUAGUAUAAUCAAGCCUUUUGAUCUGCUGCUGUAUGGCUGAGUUGAAGAGCAUAUUGCAUCUUUUGAGGUACAACAAGCAAUAGAUUUCAGCAGGAUGUAAAACUUCUUUCUU
Molecule: messenger RNA, 1096 nt
Organism: Meleagris gallopavo (turkey)
Lineage: Eukaryota; Metazoa; Chordata; Aves; Galliformes; Phasianidae
Source: RefSeq, a predicted model, not a curated record